CCGCCUGAGGAAUGUCAACUAUUCAACAUGGAGACGGCGGUUACCAGGCUCGAGACCCUGUUCCAGAAAGCAGAAUCUGAUCUGGAUUAUAUUCAGCGCAGAGUGGAGUUUGAAAUAAUGAAAAAUCUUCCUGAUGAUACAGAAGCACAGGAGAAUCCAGCUGCUCUCCUGAAAGAGCUCCCGGUGCUGAAAUCCCGGUACAAAUCCCUGUGUGCACAGAUGGAGGAGAUUUCCCUGGAGCAGAAGGAAUCCAUGGAGAGCAUCCGUGCUGCCCUGGAGAAAACAAUGAAGAUUGUUCAGGCCCUGCAGCAGCAAACCGGGCUGGAGAGCUUACCUCUGUCGGCAGAAGAACUGAGUGCAGCCCAGCAGUUAAACCUGCAAACUGGGAAAGCAAUGGAAUUUUCAGUGGAAGAGCCAUCCUGCCUAGAUUCUACAGUCCCUGACUCAGCUGAAGAACCCCAGUUCACACCAUUGACUGAGGAAACAUUUAUGAGUGUGCCCAGGAGCACCAGAAGCACUGUCAAAUUAGCAGACUUGAACCAUUUGUACAAGGAGUUAUUUAACCACUUCAUUGUACAGAACAACAGAGCAGCCCUGAGUAUUUCACAGAUGAACAAAAUGAACAUGAAAGCCACUGACUCAAGAAUUAAAAUCCUGAAGGAACUGGGGAUUGUGGAACUCGACAAACAAGGAAAUGUUAAAUUAGCUGUAUAAAUGAAAGCUCAUCUGACACAGAAACAUCUCGGCCACAGCUCCUGGAUUAUUAAGGAACAAGAAUUUCUCUGGAACAGGAAUUCCUGGUCCACUGUAGGGAAGUUGUUAAUGUUUCUGUAUAAACAUUCUGUUGAUAAUACUUGAAAUUGGAGAUUUUAGAAACACUGAGGUUGGCAUUUUACCUUGGCUGUUUGAAGGAUUAUGGUUGGUUCUGCAUUUUUAAGGAAUGUUGUGAGCCAUGUGAGGCUUCCAUUUCCUUGCUGCAUUCCUGAGGGGGUUUUAAAGGCAAAUAUUCCAAGCCUCCUAAUUGUACUUGCAUUCCUGAAUAAAGAUUUAUACUUUAAUUUA
This is a messenger RNA of Sturnus vulgaris (Common starling), 1062 nucleotides long. The record is from RefSeq and is a predicted model, not a curated record. NCBI's taxonomy places the organism in Eukaryota, Metazoa, Chordata, Aves, Passeriformes, Sturnidae.